CGCACGCCAGCCCGCACACCAGCCUCGCCCACAAUGCCCCGCGCCCGCACAUGCCCGCCUCCAUGUCUGCCCCCGCCGGCAAGCUGCCGCGCCUGCUGCCCGCCGACCUGUCCGCCUACAGCGACGCCCUGCUGCCGACCGCCGCCAUCCCGACCUCUGCCACCUCGCUCGCCGAGCUCGCCCACCUGAUCCGCCUGCAGGGCUACCAGGAGCAGCGCAAGGCCCACUCGCGCGUGCGCCUGCACCGCUGGCUCGUGUCGAGCGCCCUCUCCGCCCGCCUGGUGCACUGCGGCGAGCUGGCCUACCGCACCCUGGUCGACAACUUCCGCUCCGACGACAAGAAGCACUUCGCCCUGCUGUACAACGCCCUCAACGACGUCCGCAACUCGUGCGACGCCACCCGCCAGUACGCCCUGCUCGAGCCCGACCUGGACUUUGCCAAAGCCCGCACCACCUCCAAGACGGACAAGGCCGCCCUCAAUUUCUCUACCUUUCUCAAUCACGUGCCGUCCAAGAUUUUGGACGACCUUCUUGAUUUCAUUUCUGAAGUUCGCACCAACCCCGAUUUCCUAGCUGCCCGCAUUGCGAGUCUGUCGCAGCAAGAACUCGCUUCUCUUUCGUCCUUUCGUCAAGCACUUGAUCCUGUAGAGUCUGUAAUUGCCAUCACCGGCGCGAGAGGUAAAAACCCUGCCGCGAGCAAGCCCGCCCAGAACGGCCCCAGCCCGGUCGAGCGUCUGCUGAGCUUCCAGCGCCAUGACCCGCUGGCCACGCUGAUCUACACCAUCUUUGCCAACUCCUCGGGACCGGACUCCGCCGAGGACCUGCGCCGCACCGAUGUUUGGGCCACUACCUGCGCCAAGAUGAUCAAGGAGAACAAGGCCGGAACCGACAGGUUUGUAAAGACGAUCCUCGAUGUAUGGGCCGGUAUGCGUGAAUGGCCCGGAAAGGCAAACUUGGAGCUCUACCUGAUGCAGGCCCUGCAAGACGGCCAGUUUCUCCUGGAAAAGGCCGAGGACCAGCCCACACGCCAGGGCCAGCCGGCCCCGCGGAGCACCAAAGACACCAUUGCCGCCGACGAGUUCUUCGACAAGGCCGUAAAGCGCCUGUUCGAGGUCAUCGACGACGAGCCCAGCGCCGGAGGCAUCCCCGAAGGAGUCCUGGAAAUUGGAAAUGCCAUUCUCCGCAAGCUGGACGACGAGAGGGGCAUCCGCCGCGGAGCCCAGAGCUUCUUCGUCUCGCGUUGGCUCUUCACCACAUACCUGAUGAACGCCAUCAUUCACCCCGAGACGCACGGCAUCAUGAUCCAGCACCACAUCAGCGAACACGCCCGCCAGAAGAUCCUCAAGGAAAUCGCAGUCCGCGCGCAAAAGCACGUUUUGGAUCUGACCUACAAUUGGAAGCAGCAGGUGCCCGUUUUGCCCGAAAUCCGCACCCACAUCGAGAGCAUCAUAGCCAGAUUCAAGCACACCAAGACGUAUUCCAAGCCGAUUCUUCUCCCGGCAAAGGCCAUCACAUCUCCGCGCGAGACUGUCGAAGUCCAGCCUUUUAUCGUGCUGUGUCCGUCGGACAUCAUUACUUUGGUGAACACGCUCUUCCCUGAGCGACGCCCGUCGUCGAGCCAUUUAAACAAAGAUGCGGAGCGCCGCGGCGGGAUUGCAUCGUCUGCGUCGUCCAUCUCUGCUGUCUCAAUGCCGUUUCGCAGCGCCUCUGCCACUGCGACUGACGCGAGCUCGGUGCUGAGCGCCAGUGCAUCCUCCAUGACCAGCGACACCACCUCCAGAGAGCCCCUCCUCGACACUGGCAACAUCGACAUGACCCGACCUCUAGGAGAAGCGUAUGCCGAGUCCAAGAUCGCGCCUAGUGAAAGCUAUGGCCGACACCUCAGAAUGGCUUGUUCUGAAAUGACACGUAUCCUCGGAUUCGAUGCCACAUCUGGGACUUGCCACCCGUGCAAAGAACGCUGGGCGGUGCUUUACAUUUCUGCCGACGGCAAGCAACUCAAAUCCCGCAUGCGCAAAGACUCUGAUGACGAAGAUGAGCACGACGAGGAUUCGCAUGACACUGACAGCAGCGACGACGAGGGCACGGGUGCGAUCGAUCUGGAGAACGACUACCACCAGCUGAAGGAGGCAAUCGCAAAGCUGGUGGAAGAGUACGAGAUCCCAAAAGAGCUGGCACCAGACAGCGAAUCCAAGAGCUUCAGCAACCGCAUGACGACUCGAAAGGGAGGGCGAGGCCGUGGCCUGGGCCGCGUUGCCAGCGAGACCUUUGGAUCUCGCAACCCGUAUAACCAGCCGCAGCCGCAGACACAGAGCCAGCUCACCAAUUUGAUCGCAAGCCAGCGCAAUGUGCCUGCGCGACACCGCUCACCGCAGCACCCCAGGAGCAACAGCAACCCGCAGAACCCCAACGAGAGGCAGGACAACAACUCAGUCCUCGUCACAAUGCUCGAGUCGGCUAUGCUCCAGUGCCAGGCCCGUUCCGACUUUGUCAACGCACUCAUGUACCACAAGACACUGGCCAGCCUCCGCAGGCUCAGCGCACCCACCCUCGUUAAGAACGGGUACGCUGCGCUUCUCAACUACUUCUCACGCGGCCCGCGCGACUCUCUGAGCAAGGCCGCCAACGCGAUUGAGGAGUUUGAGGCGUGGUUCGUCUGGCUGAAGCAGUCCCAGGAGAGAUCCGACGGCAUGAUCGAAGAGAUGAUGGUCGGUUUCAACAACCUGCGCGACAAGAUGUGGUACAUCAGCGACGUGCGUGGGUCGAAGGAGUACGACGAUGCCAAAAAUGUCGCUCUUGCUCUCAAGAUCAUGGGCCAGCCCACCAAGACGCUCGACGGCAAGCCGCUCCAGACGCCGCGCGCUCGCAACUACUCCAAGUCGUCGUCGAACAACUUCGCGCUGCGCAACGAGGCCCAGCUUGUGGAUGUCAUGGCUGCGUCUCAGGACUUCGGCGGACCCAACAAGCUGUCUGACGAGCAGUCUGAGAUCACGGCCAAGUGGAUCCAGCAGUAUGGGAUCGAGAACUUUUGCAAGGGCGAGGAGCGCAUCCACCGCUUCUGCCUUGAGAUUGACAAGUGUGUCAACAAGAUUGUUGCCGAUAAUCUGAUGGAAGGGCCAACGCUCUGGGCCAGCGACUUGUACAAGCGCGACCAGCAGAUCCUCGACAGUGGCCGCCAGAAGGGCGAUCUCUUCCUCACUGGCGUCGGCACACUAUCUGUCGCUGGCGAUGAGGAGUACGAGACGCACGGCCGGCCGGGAUCUAAGAAUCUCGACUUUGCCCAGCGCCCGAGUCAAAGCAGUCUGCGCUCGGUCGCCAACCGCAACGUCUCGGGCAGCUUCGAUCAGAGCCCGUGGGCCACCAGCCCUGUUGACUCGCCUGAUUACUUUGGCGCCUCUUCGCCCAUCAUGGCUAUCGACUCCACCACGACGUUCUGGUCGCCGUUCCAAACCCAGGCGCAGUCGCCAACCAACGCAGCCAGCAUCCGCCCGCGCACCGCCUCGUCGUCCAAGGGCACCGUCAUGCUGAAGCAGUCGGCCAGCGUCAACGAGGAGAAGCGCCGCUUCUUGCUUGAGCUGAAGCAGACGCUGACCGGGCUGCUGCUGAGCGAUCUCGGCACCAUGGUGUUUGCCAAUGGUAGCGAGACUGACUCCUGGUUCAGCGGCGACAUCCUCGAAGACUGCAUUCAGCGCAGGGACGAAGAGGAGCGCACGCGCAAGAAGCAGCUCGCCAAGAAGAAGAGCAUGAAGACCCUGCGAAAGCAAACGCAUGCCAAUGACAGGACCGACCGAGGCCAGGCUGCCUCGCCCGUCACUACUCUCCAGCAUGACGCGCAGCACUCCGCAGGCGAGCACUCGUCAACGUCGAGCGAUGCUACAUCCCGCUCAUCUGGCAUCACUGCGAAGAAGGCUGGUCUGCUCGAGUUCCCAUACAACGUUGCGUUCCGACGCCUACUCAGCAAGUUUGCAACCCACCCCAACCCGUACGCUAAGCUACAUGCUCUGUACGAGCUCGAACUUCUCAUCAUCGCCUCGCUUUCUUCCCGCUCUAGCCGCUCAUACAACAACCGCCGCGACACACUCCCGACCGUCCCCCAGUCUCCCACUCUCGGCACCGUUCCCGAGUUCAGCUCCCGUGAGCCUGCCACGCAGCACUCGCGCGCACAGAACCUCGAAGAGGCCAUCGCCAACUGCUCCGAGCGCCGCGCCCACAUCAUGGCCGACGUCCCACACCGCAGCGGUGCACGCUCACCCGUCGGCCCACCUAGCACCGACAUGAUUGUCGAAGUGAUUCAAGGCCUCCUCCGCGACGCCGACAUCCGCCCCAAAUCCCUCUUCCGCGACCUGCAAUACAUCGCGUCCUUUGUGCCUGCCCAGAUGCUCGACAAAACCGAGCGCGGCAAAGCCUUCUGGGACGUCGGCCUGGCCGCCCUCGGCCUCAAGCAAGACGUCUGCCGCAUCAUGGUCGAGCUGGUCGACGAAGUAAUAAACGCCUCAAACAGCACCCGCAGCGCCGCCGUCGCGCCGCCGUCCCCGGAGAAACCCUCCUCCUCCCGCUCCAACACCCCAACGCCCGCCCCCACGCCCCGCUACACCAUGUCCGACGCCGCGCGCCUCCUCCUCAUCACUGCCAAAGAGGGCGACGCCGUCGCCGAGCGCGAGUUGGCCAUCUUCUACCUCACGUCGCCCGAGCUGCUGCACCGCGCCGUCCUCCCCCUCACGCGCCCCAGCGACGUGUUCAAGACCGAGCUGCUCAACCGCGAAAAGCGCGCUAGCCAGGAUCCCGCUAGGAGCGAUCCGAUGACCAUGUGCGUCGCGCAGCACUGGAUGGAGCAGAGUAUGCGCGGCGGCGACGGGCUGGCGGCCAAGUAUCUAAGGCAGCGCAGCGAGCUGGAGAGUAUCCCUGGACGGGUGUGAGUGUGCCCCCCAAGAGAGUGUUGUGUUGUCAGUCCGAUUUGCCCCGUUUUAUACCCGUCAUUCCUGGUUUUUCUUCUUUUGAGCUGUGCGUGCGCGCGGUCUUGUGCUGUUUGGCAUGGCAUGCAUAGCGUGGCGUUUUUCCUCUCGUUGUUCCUAUUUCGGUUUUUUUCGGUCCAUGGUGUUUGUGGGUUUUUACAUGGUGCUGGAGAGUAGUGGUGGCAUUGCGUAAUGUGUGUGUGGUUGCAUGGGUCUGUCGCAUCAUCUGUUGGUGCAAGUGGUGCGUACACGAUGCUUUACAGGCAGACGAGCGAUACAGGUGGGCGACGCGGCAUACGAAUCUCCUAGCCUUCUGAGAUACCAUAUCAUAUCAUGUUUGCGUCAUGGCCGUACAAGGGGAGAUAGCAAGGAGGGGGGUUAGAUUUAGGUAGUAGGUAGCAGGAAAUAGAAUAUUUAUGAUCACA
This is a messenger RNA of Boeremia exigua, 5377 nucleotides long. RefSeq lists its product as uncharacterized. The record is from RefSeq and is a predicted model, not a curated record. Bases 51 to 4916 code for a protein of 1621 amino acids. The transcript has 3 exons. Lineage: Eukaryota; Fungi; Ascomycota; Dothideomycetes; Pleosporales; Didymellaceae.